Molecule: messenger RNA, 3354 nt
Organism: Lemur catta (Ring-tailed lemur)
Lineage: Eukaryota; Metazoa; Chordata; Mammalia; Primates; Lemuridae
Gene: LINGO4
Product: leucine rich repeat and Ig domain containing 4
Exons: 2
Coding region: 911-2692 (593 amino acids)
Molecular function (GO): protein binding
Source: RefSeq, a predicted model, not a curated record
UCAGCAGCCUUUGCCCCAUGUUAUUCUUCCUCAUCCCCGAGCCUCAGACCAGUUUCCUGCAACCCUCUGCUCUUGUGGCCUCUUUCUUUACUUUCCCAACUACUACAAUCCUCUGAAGUGUCUCUAAGACAGCCAUUAGCAUGAUCCUUCUAGAGAAGGGUGUAGCGUGGGAAGAAAGAGGGGAGAAAUCACCAUCUCUUAAACUGCCUCUCCCAAGUUCCACAUGGAAAAAUAUGGGGCAAGUAGGAGAAAGCUGACCCCGUAGGGCUCAGAGAGGCUGAAACCUGAAAGCCCAAAGGUGACCAGGGUUGCACUGCAGCUCGGCAGAAACCAGGCACGCUGCCUCCCAGGGAGCAUCUGUGGGCUCUUGCUCCUGUCUCUUUGGCCAUUCUUUGCCAAUUCCAAUACUUCCUGUCCCUUGGGGUCCCUGUUGGCAUUGAGCAGGGUGAGUCGAGGGGCUCUCAGCACCUAGAGGACUCCUUCUUUUCUGUCACUUCAGCCAGCCUCCAGUGGUCAUUGUAGUCACCAUCUUCCUGAUACUGCCCAGACCCUGGCACCCAGAAACCUACUUUAAGUCGACAGGCUCUGUACACUGCCUGUGCCCAGACACCUGCUGUGCCAGCCAAGGGCUCCCUUCCUCCCCACCCCACAGUGUCUGCUCAGACGCUCUCUCUCCUCACUUACCUACACCUCCCUGGCUCACAAUCUGUCCCUUGAGAAUUACUCAGACAGCUCAGGCCAAAGAGGGCAAGAACUCUCCUUUGGAUUCACACACUGGACUAGAAACAAAAAACCAUAAGGAGGGAUACAAGAGAAGCCUAAGACUGAGCACCAAGCAACAGAACUCAGAACCUGGGCAUCGUUUGGGUGCCGCAUACACCCCAACUUCAUCUGUAGGAUUGAAGAGGGAAUGGAUGUGGCCACAGCUCCAAAGCAGGCCUGGACCCCGUGGUGCCCCCUCCUUUUCCUGCUCCUCCUGCCCGGAGGGAGCAGUGGCAGCUGCCCUGCUGUGUGUGACUGUAGCUCCCAGCCCCGGGCAGUGCUCUGUGCUCACAGGCGACUGGAGGCUGUACCUGGGGGACUCCCGCUGGACACUGAGCUCCUGGACCUGAGUGGGAACCACCUGUGGGGGCUUCAGCGGGGAAUGCUCUCCCGCCUGAGCCUGCUCCAGGAACUGGACCUCAGCUACAACCAGCUCUCCACCCUGGAGCCCGGGGCCUUCCACGGCCUGCAAAGCCUACUGACCCUGAGGCUGCAGGGCAAUCGGCUCAGAAUCAUGGGGCCUGGGGUCUUCUCAGGCCUGUCUGCCCUGACACUGUUGGACCUCCGCUUCAACCAGAUUGUCCUUUUCCUAGAUGGAGCUUUUGGGGAGCUAGGCAACCUCCAGCAGCUGGAGGUUGGGGACAACCACCUGGUGUUUGUGGCUCCAGGAGCCUUUGCAGGGCUGGCCAAGCUGAGCACCCUCACCCUGGAGCGCUGCAACCUCAGCACAGUGCCUGGUCUGGCCCUCGCCCGUCUCCCAGCACUAGUGGCCCUUAGGCUUCGAGAGCUGGAUAUUGGGAGGCUGCCAGCUGGGGCGUUACGAGGGCUGGGGCAGCUGAAGGAGCUGGAGAUCCACCACUGGCCAUCUCUGGAGGCUCUGGACCCUGGGAGCCUGGUUGGGCUCAAUCUCAGCAGCCUCGCCAUCACUCGCUGCAACUUGAGCUCGGUGCCCUUCCAAGCACUGCACCACCUGAGCUUCCUCAGAGUCCUGGAUCUCUCUCAGAACCCUAUCUCAGCCAUCCCAGCCCGAAGACUCAGCCCCCUGGUGCGACUCCAGGAGUUACGACUGUCAGGGGCGUGCCUCACCUCCAUUGCUGCCCAGGCCUUCCAUGGCUUGACUGCCUUCCACCUCCUGGAUGUGGCAGACAAUGCCCUUCAGACACUAGAGGAAACAGCCUUCCCUUCUCCAAACAAACUGGCCACCCUGAGGCUGUCUGGCAACCCCCUAACCUGUGACUGCCGCCUCCUCUGGCUGCUCCGGCUCCGCCACCACCUGGACUUUGGCACAUCCCCUCCUGCCUGUGCUGGCCCCCAGCAUGUCCAGGGGAAGAGCCUGAGGGAGUUUUCAGACAUCCUACCUCCAGGGCACUUCACUUGCAAACCAGCCCUGAUCCGAAAGUCAGGGCCUCGAUGGGUCAUUGCAGAGGAGGGGGGGCAUGCCGUUUUCUCCUGCUCUGGAGAUGGAGACCCAGCCCCCACUGUCUCCUGGAUGAGGCCUCAGGGGGCUUGGCUGGGAAGGGCUGGGAGAGUAAGGGUCCUAGAGGAUGGGACACUAGAGAUUCGCUCCGUGCAACUGCGGGACAGAGGGGCCUAUGUGUGUGUGGUCAGCAACGUAGCUGGGAAUGACUCCCUGAGGACCUGGCUGGAAGUAAUCCAAGUUGAACCACCAAAUGGCUCCCUCUCCGACCUCAACAUCACCGUGCCAGGGAUCCCAGGGCCCUUCUUUCUAGAUAGCAGAGGCCUGGCUAUGGUGCUGGCUGUCGGCUUCCUCCCCUUCCUCACCUCAGUGACCCUCUGCUUUGGCCUGAUUGCCCUCUGGAGCAAGGGCAAGGGCCGGGUCAAACAUCACAUGACCUUCGACUUUGUGGCACCUCGGCCCUCUGGGGAUAAAAACUCUGGGGGUAACCGGGUCACUGCCAAGCUCUUCUGACCUUUCCUUCCACGCUGGUGACCCAGCCAAGUCAGCUCCAGAUUAAAAAAGGGGAAAACAGAACCAAGCCUACUUGGACCAGAACCUAGUCCCAAGCAGCACACGUCGCCACACCUCCCGCCUGCACUGUGCCAGCAACUAGUGCCUCUGCUACAGUCUGCUUCCCUGAGCUUUCCCCAUCUGUCCUCUCUUCUCUGAGGGUCCCAGGGAGCUGCAGAUACAGACCCUAUAGUCAGUCCAGCCCUCUUUGGUCCCCCACCCCUUCCACACACACAAAGCAAGAAACAUAACCAAGGCUGCAGUCUGCUAGUCUAACCACUGGGCUUUCUUCACACACACUUACAUCUUUUAAUAACCAAUACCACUUACCAACCACAGCUACAAGAUUAUUUCAGAGGUGGGGCUGGGAAGUGCCAUUUCCUUCCUGGAGUCUCUAUUCCUCAACCAGGCAGUCUCCCUUUCUUUUCUGUUACCCUUCCCCACCCCUACCCUUGCCCCUAGGCUCCAGGAACUAGAGCCCAGGGCUCUGAGGCUAUGGAGAAGAGGAUGGGGACAGCCCACACACUGGUACUGUGUCUGCAUGAGCCUCCACCACCUUCCUCUGUCCAUCAGACCAUUAAACCUGCUGCCAGAAGGCCACAUCGGUAGCAGCCAAACCUAAA